Solea senegalensis (Senegalese sole) is the source of this 3896-nucleotide messenger RNA. Its product is annotated as discs large homolog 1-like protein. Gene Ontology annotation, biological process: neurotransmitter receptor localization to postsynaptic specialization membrane; chemical synaptic transmission. Gene Ontology annotation, molecular function: kinase binding. Gene Ontology annotation, cellular component: neuromuscular junction; postsynaptic density membrane; neuron projection. Bases 636 to 3569 code for a protein of 977 amino acids. The record is from RefSeq and is a predicted model, not a curated record. The transcript has 26 exons. Lineage: Eukaryota; Metazoa; Chordata; Actinopteri; Pleuronectiformes; Soleidae.
AAGAAGAGAGGAGGGGUUUACUCUGAGGGAAGUUUGACACGAAUGCAGCAGGCUGAGCUGGGAAUAGCACCCGCAGCAGUGCGGGAUAAGUGAGCCUGGACUUGGCACGGCUCGGGUUGAGGUGUGCCAGCAGCAGCCGGGACUCUGAAGUUGUUUCCCGGGAUCAGCAGCAGAGCCCCCGGGGGCUCCGGAACUCUGUCACCGGCCUUUCAUAACCAUAUUCACACUUUGGUUUUAUUUGUGUGUGUCGCCAUAGCGGCUCGUGUGUGCAGUACACGCCGGUGAAAGGAGCCUCUGUGACGGGGACGGAGAGCCGGUGCCAGGCGGAGCUCCUCUCCGGGUUUCUGCCUCUCUUUGAAGCGGGAACACACGGGUGUUUUUGUGGCGGUGUUCCGGUUGGGUUCCCCGGAGACUCGGUGGCUUAUUUUCGUUUGGAUGUGUUCAUUUUUCCCCUGACAGGGAGUUUGUUUGUCGGGGGGAAGUUGAUGUCGUCGUGGAGCCCGGACUUGGAGUGGUGACAGCGGGCGUUCGCUGGUGGAAUAAUUGAUAAAAAAGACACACGGCGGCUCCUCUGUGACUCUGUGAGUGUGUGUUAACGCUCAGCCAGAGCCGAGUCGUGCCGAGCCAGAGCGACCAUGCCCGUCAGGAGGAAAGAUGCACAGCGAGCUCUGCUGCUGCUGGAGGAAUAUCGCACCAAACUGAACCACACCGAGGACCGGCAGCUACGAGUCUCUCUGCAGAGGGUCAUCGACAUCUUCCAGAGUAACCUGUUCCAGGCGCUCAUAGAUAUCCAGGAGUUUUACGAAGUGACCUUAUUGGACAGUCAGAGAUGGGUGGAGUCUCCAAAGGGGGCGGACCCCACAGUGCCCGUCAACCUGUGGGACUUCUCCAGCCUUCAGAGCACCACAGUGACCUCUGACCUCAGCACCAGCAUUGAGAAGUACCAGCACCAUGACGAGGACUCGUCCCUCCAGGACCAGAGCUCCCCCCAGCUGACAGAGGAGGGGGGUGCGGGGCCAGAGCUGGUCCAGGUGGCAGAAAAGAACUUGUCCCAGGUGGAGAACGUGCACGGCUAUGUCAGCCACGCCCACAUCUCUCCUAUGAAGGUGGCGUCUCUGGAGUGCGUCUUUGACGGGUCGUCGAUGUUAGGACAGCAGCACCCGGAGCUCCCCUCCUCCACCUCCCCUACCUCCUCCACCUUCCACUCUCACGGAGAGGACAACCACUUCCUGUCCUGCUCCUCCAACCCCUACCCCCUGAUCCAGCAGGCUGACUCUGCCCCGCCUCCCUCCUCCAUAAUCCCUGUGAUCCCAAUCUCACCAAUCCCAGCUGAGACCUCCAUCAUCCCUACGACAUCACAGGCCAAUCCUGCUCCUUUGGUGGUCAACACGGACAGUCUGGACACGCCCCCAUACGUGAACGGGACAGAGGCUGAUUAUGAGUAUGAGGAAAUCACACUGGAGAGGGGCAACUCGGGUUUGGGCUUCAGCAUUGCGGGCGGCACGGACAACCCACACAUCGGUGAAGACCCCAGUAUCUUCAUCACCAAAGUCAUCGCAGGAGGAGCGGCCGCCCAGGAUGCACGUCUCAGGGUGAACGACGUCAUCCUGAGGGUCAACGAGGUGGACGUACGAGAUGUGACCCACAGCCGCGCCGUGGAGGCCCUGAAGGAGGCGGGCUCGCUCGUCCGACUCUACGUCCGCCGCAGGAAACCUGUGUCCGAGAAAGUGAUGGAGAUCAAACUGGUGAAGGGACCCAAAGGUCUGGGCUUCAGCAUCGCGGGCGGAGUCGGGAACCAGCACAUCCCAGGCGACAACAGCAUCUACGUCACCAAGAUCAUUGAGGGAGGAGCCGCACACAAAGAUGGGCGGCUGCAGAUUGGAGACAAGCUGCUUGCUGUGAACAGCUCGUGUCUGGAGGAAGUGAGCCAUGAACACGCCGUCACUGCCCUGAAAAACACUCCGGACGUGGUUUACUUAAAAGUGGCCAAACCCAACAGUGUCUUCAUGCACGAGAGCUUUGCUCCACCAGACCUCACCAACUCGUACUCACAGCACAUGGAGAACCAUAUCAGCCCGCCCCCCUUCCUGGGUCAGCCCCUCCCACCACCAGCACCAUCGGGGCGCUACUCCCCGACCCCGAAGAGCAUGCUGGGAGAUGAUGAUGUCACGCGAGAGCCGAGGAAGGUGGUGCUGCACCGAGGAGCGACUGGUCUGGGCUUUAACAUCGUGGGCGGCGAGGAUGGAGAGGGAAUCUUCAUCUCCUUCAUCCUCGCCGGAGGACCAGCUGACCUGUGCGGCGAGCUGAGGAAAGGAGACAGACUCGUAUCAGUGAACGGCGUGGAUCUGCGUAGUGCCACCCACGAACAGGCUGCCGCUGCCCUGAAGAACGCCGGACAGACGGUGACCAUCAUCGCCCACUACAGGCCAGAGGAUUACAGCCGCUUCGAGGCAAAGAUCCACGACCUGAGGGAGCAGAUGAUGAACAGCAGCAUCAGCUCGGGGUCCGGUUCUCUGCGCACCAGCCAGAAGAGGUCACUGUACGUCAGAGCUCUCUUUGACUAUGAUAAGACCAGAGACUCGGGUCUGCCCAGUCAGGGUCUCAACUUUAAGUUUGGCGACAUCCUUCACGUGGUGAACGCGUCCGAUGACGAGUGGUGGCAGGCACGUCAGCUGACCGCUCAGGGCGAGGUGGAGGAAGUGGGCGUGAUCCCCAGCAAGAGACGGGUGGAGAAGAAAGAGAGGGCAAGGUUAAAGACGGUGAAGUUCAACGCCAAGUCUGGAGAGCGCGGGCAGUCUCUCAAUGACAAGCGUAAAAAGAACCUCUUUUCCCGAAAGUUUCCGUUCUACAAGAGCAAAGAGACGAACAAGCAGGAGACCAGCGAUGUCGACCAACAUGUGACCUCUAACGCCAGCGAUAGCGAGAGUAGCUACCGUGGACAGGAGGAGUACGUCUUGUCGUAUGAACCUGUCGUUCAGCAGGAAGUGAACUACACGCGUCCCGUCAUCGUCCUGGGACCCAUGAAAGAUCGGAUUAACGACGACCUGAUCUCCGAGUUUCCCGACAAGUUUGGAUCCUGCGUCCCGCAUACGACGCGGCCGAAGCGGGACUACGAGGUGGACGGAAGAGAUUAUCACUUCGUGGUGUCCAGGGAGCAGAUGGAGAAGGACAUCCAGGACCACAAGUUCAUCGAGGCGGGUCAAUACAACAACCACCUGUACGGAACCAGCGUGCAGUCAGUGCGAGAGGUCGCUGAGAAGGGGAAACACUGCAUCCUGGACGUGUCAGGAAACGCCAUCAAGAGGCUGCAGUUGGCUCAGCUUCACCCCAUCGCCGUCUUCAUCAAACCCAAGUCUGUGGAGAACAUCAUGGACAUGAACAAGCGUCUGACAGACGAGCAGAGCAGGAAAACCUUUGACAGAGCAACCAAGCUGGAGCAGGAGUUCACUGAGCACUUCACAGCUGUUGUUCAGGGGGACACUCUGGAAGACAUCUAUGAUCAGGUGAAGCAGAUCAUUGAGGAACAGUCAGGUCCGUUCAUCUGGGUUCAGUCCAAGGAGAAGUUGUGAAGAUCCUCCUCCUCUUCCUCGUCCUCGAUAAAAUAUUUCUUUUUCUAACGUUUACGUUUCUCUUAUUUUUAACAUUUUAUUUGAAGUGAAGUUUAAAUAUUUCGCGUGAAGAAAACUUUUUAAAAAAAAUCAUUAAUUUUCGUGAGUUUGAGGUCGGGACAUGUCUGAUAGCGGCGCCCUCUUGUGGUGGGAGUGUGAACGUGCGCAGACGGCCGAUUCAGCGUUGUCCGUGUCUUGUUUCUAUGGCAACGAUGUGGGUGGUGUGUGGGCGGAGCCUGUUGUACAGUGAGAUGUGGGCUAUUUUGUUAUAAUAAAGUCUAUAUUGAA